CGCGGGUUUUCCGGCAUUUCGUCAUGAGCUUCGGAACUGGCCAGAACUGGAUCGAUGGCUCCGAGUUGCCGAGUUACGGAGAAUCCGGGAGUCAGACACGGAUUUGUGCGACAAAACACAAGUAAAGAAACGCGUGCAACGACUUACUCACUCAUGGAUCGUGAGUCGAUUCUCCGUUCAGAGCCUGAUUGCGAGUUAGUCGGGUCCGACACUCGACAAGUCGCAGACCCGUUUCGCGAGCUCCGCAGAGAAGUUUCAGCUCCGCGUGGCGCAGCCUUAUUUGAACAAGUUAUUCGCCAACUGUCAAUCACCUUGCGAAAGAGUCAAGAGAAGAUAGAAUAAGUGAAGAAAGGAGAACGCAAUGUCGCGCCUACAGAAUUUAAUCGAGAACUGGCCUCUUCUGACGUUCGCAAUGACUUUGGCCCUGAGCGGUAGAAUCGCUGACGGCCAGGUAGACGAAUCUGCGAUUUUCUACCCCGGUGAGACGAACCUGAACAGGCUGCGAUCGACACGCGGUGGAAACGUUACUCUUGAGACGGAGCUCAGACUGGCCCAAGAGUUCAACGAGAUUCAAACAUGGGAGGAGUUUCUCGGUAAAAUUCAAGGCGUACCGGAAGGAGUGCAGCUUGGGGUCCCAUCGCUGAUAAACCGAUUCAACAACGGGGAUGAACGCGCGAACGUCGAGAUACCGAGGCAGGCGUCCUGCACCCCGAAGGAACAGCCCGUACUCCUGAAGAUGUCCAACAUGAAUACCAAGUACUUUCCCUCCUGCGCGUGGGUGCCACAGUGCACCGGGUGCUGUGGACAUUCCGAGUUCUCCUGCCAACCGACCGAGACCGUCGCGAGGAACUUUCAGGUGAUCGCCGUUGAUUUCGAUAUAGAGAAGAACAUGAACUUCAAGCGCAGGGAGACCGUCAUCGUCGAGGAGCACACGAAGUGUGCGUGCGCCUGCACCCGGAAGGCCAAGGACUGCAACGAGAAGCAAACUUACAUCGCUAACGAGUGUCGUUGCCAGUGUGCGAACACCGACGAAGAGUCGAAGUGCCUGGAGGACACCGAGAAGAGGACCUGGAAUCCUGAAACGUGCACUUGCGCCUGCUACGGAAUCUACGAAUGCCAAAACGGAUCUUACUACGAUCACAAUAUAUGCGGCUGUAGAAGAUUUUUCAUGGGGAAUCGCAAUGACGACAACGGUCAGCAGAACAGGCGAACCUCUCCUAGAUACAAUUUACCAGGUUCAUCAGCUGCUGGACAGUUUCCUGUUAUCUAUACCAUUGACGCUGACGAUCCAAGACGCAGACAUAAGGAGGAUCCCGAAUAAAGUUUUACACCUGCUCGCUUGGAAAGAUGAUCCGGCCUUCCCAGCACAACAGAGAUUGAAAAGAAGAGAUGAUGAAGAUUAAAUAAAGACUGUUCUAUUAUUCCAGAAUCGCACUCUUUCCUUCGCCAAUGAUGACCAAUCUCAUUAAUUGUCGAAGACGAGAAAAGCUGAGAUAAGCAUUCCUGUCGAUAAUCAGUAUCCUAUUUAUUGUUAUUGGUUGAAAUGAAUUGUUAUUUCUAGACCAAAUUUGUACACUUUUUUAGUACAAGAGACAUAUUUUGGCCUCAUCCAUGCAAAGUUUGUUCUUAAAUCUGAUAGUGUGGAACCAAAGUUAACAGUAAAGUAAGUAAUUGUAAGGGCUAAACCCUUCUUAAGGCACGAAUUUCGUGGUACUUUUAAUUAACUCUAUUCUUCCUUCGGGUCGUAUGAUCCUGAAUUUCAUUGCUAGACUCUGAGGGAAAAGUGAUAGGGUUUUGAGCAGCUGUAAUAAGGGAGUAUAUUUCCCUAUGUGACAAAGAACAGAUAAAGGAUUUUCUUUUAAACAAACUGACAA
Messenger RNA from Diprion similis, 1874 nucleotides. RefSeq lists its product as uncharacterized. Lineage: Eukaryota; Metazoa; Arthropoda; Insecta; Hymenoptera; Diprionidae. The transcript has 5 exons. The record is from RefSeq and is a predicted model, not a curated record. Gene Ontology annotation, molecular function: growth factor activity; growth factor receptor binding. Gene Ontology annotation, cellular component: membrane. Gene Ontology annotation, biological process: positive regulation of protein autophosphorylation; positive regulation of cell population proliferation. Bases 362 to 1321 code for a protein of 319 amino acids.